Aureobasidium musti is the source of this 216-nucleotide messenger RNA. Lineage: Eukaryota; Fungi; Ascomycota; Dothideomycetes; Dothideales; Saccotheciaceae. The record is from the annotation of a GenBank genome assembly.
AUGGCGCCGCCAAAAGUCACCACCACAAACGCGUACAUCCCACACGGAUCUCUCGAACCCAUCUCAAACAAGAUCAAAAAACUACAGAGCGACCUCAGCAGUGCCGCAUCCGGCGAAUGCUUUGGACCAGGCAAACAAGAGGUUCUGGAUUGCAAACACGAUGUCGAUGUCUUGGCGGGUAUGGUGAAUCUACUAGAUACCCAGUGUGCCGUGUGA